UGCAUGCCAGGCCAGUGAAACCUACAGCUGGCCAUUCUUUAAGGACUUGGGAGGGAUAGACACACCUUGCUGGGUCCUCAGCUCAAGGAACUGGCCUUGCCAAGGGGGCAUUGCCCACAGCCCAAUGGAGUUUCAGACAGCCCUGGAAGACUUCCAGAAGGAGUGUGGCUGCCCCAUCUGCCUGAAUUACUUCAAAGACCCAGUGACCAUUAACUGUGGGCACAACUUCUGUUACUCCUGCCUCCAUACAUCCUGGAAGGAUCUAACUGAUUCUUUCCCAUGCCCUGUCUGUCGAUUUGGCUUUGCUUCCAAAAACUUCAAGAGGAACCUCCAGCUCCAGAAUCUGACUGAAAUUGCUAAACUACUCCAGGUCAGAAGGAGCAAGAGGAAAAGGGAGGAAGAGAAUCCUGUGUGUGAGAAGCACAACCAAUUCCUGACCCUCUUCUGCGUGAAGGACCUGGAGGUUCUAUGCACCCAGUGUAGCUUCUCUGCUGAACACGAGAAGCACUACAUUUGCCCCAUUAAGAAAGCUGCCCCUUAUCACAGGAAAAUUCUAGAAGGCAGCAUUGAGCCCCUGAAGAAUAACUUGGAACGAGUUGAAAAAGUGAUAAUUAUGCAAGGCAGCAAAACCCAAGAGCUGAGAAAGAAGGUAGAAUAUAGGAAAGAAGAAAUAAAUUCAGAAUUUGAGCAAAACAGACUGUUUUUACAGAAUAAGCAAGAGGCUAUUCUUAAGGAGAUGCAAGAUGAAGAGAUGGACAUUUUAACAAAACUUAAUGAAAAUGUCGCCACACUUUCAGACCAUGCCUCCACAUUAAAAGGUCUACUGAAGGAAGUCAAGGACAAGUGUGCCAGGUCAGACCUGACGCUGCUUACACGCGUUAAGAGUAUCUGCAACAGGUACCGAAGCUUAAAAUGCCCUGAACUCUUCUCUUUCAGCUUAAAGAAAUACAGUUUCAGUCUUCCCCCACAGUAUUCUGGCUUGGAUAGAAUUAUCAAGCAAUUUCCAGUUGAAAUGACUUUUGACCUUGACACAGCACAUCCUCAUCUCACUGUGUCAGCAGAUAGAAAGGUGGUGCAUUACAGAAGAACAAGACAAAAUGUUUAUUACAGCCCACGGAGGUUUUAUCUCUGCCCUGCUGUCCUAGGUUUGAAGGCUUUUAAUUCUGGGCGACAUUACUGGGAGGUAGCAGUGGGGAACAAACCUAAGUGGACACUGGGUGUGUGUCAAAACCAUCUUCCUAGGAACUGGCGGAACCAGCCUGCGGUUCUGGGUGACUUCUGGGCCAUCGGGCGAUACAUUGAGAGUGGUUACAUUGCAUUUGGUCCUAGGAGAACCCGGCUUCUGCCAGAAGUGAGACCCAGUAAGGUUGGCAUUUUUCUAGACUAUGAAAUGGGUGAGGUCUCUUUUUAUAAUGUGAAUGAUAGAUCUCUUCUUUACACAUUUAAUGAUGCCUUUACCAAAACUAUUUGGCCUUAUUUCUACACGGGAAUAGAUCCUGAACCUCUUAAAAUCCUAUCGGUACCUGAUUAUGGAAAAUAA
Castor canadensis (American beaver) is the source of this 1540-nucleotide messenger RNA. Lineage: Eukaryota; Metazoa; Chordata; Mammalia; Rodentia; Castoridae. The record is from RefSeq and is a predicted model, not a curated record.